Paralichthys olivaceus (Japanese flounder) is the source of this 2128-nucleotide messenger RNA. Its product is annotated as Golgi reassembly-stacking protein 2-like. The record is from RefSeq and is a predicted model, not a curated record. Gene Ontology annotation, cellular component: Golgi apparatus. Gene Ontology annotation, biological process: Golgi organization. NCBI's taxonomy places the organism in Eukaryota, Metazoa, Chordata, Actinopteri, Pleuronectiformes, Paralichthyidae. Gene Ontology annotation, molecular function: protein binding.
UUCUGGCAUCUUCAUGUAUUCGCUGAGCCUAGCCGCCCAGCUGCUGCUGCGUAAACCUGCCUCAGCUGUUAGCAUUAGCUCGCUAGCUGUUAGCAGCAGUGUGGCUCCUCGUGAUGUCUUCUAACACCGCUCUGCUCCAGUGACGUUCAGCCGGUUCCUCGCAUCGCGUAGCUGUUUUAGAGAAUAUGGGGCUAACGCAGAGCUCGCUCCUGUCGGACGGCGGCGCUAACAGCGGAUAUCACCUCCACGGGGUUCAGAGGGACUCUCCUGCACUGAAGGCUGGUCUGGAGCCUUUCUUUGACUUCAUCCUCUCUGUAGGAAACACCAGACUCAAUAAAGAGAGCGACUUGCUGAAAGAUCUCCUAAAAGCCAAUGUCGAAAAAGCGGUCAAACUUGAAGUGUACAACUCCAAAACCCAGCGGGUUCGUGAGCUGGAGGUGACACCCAGUAACAUGUGGGGGGGUCAGGGUCUGCUGGGGGCCAGUGUCCGCUUCUGCAGCUUUGAAGGAGCCAAUGAGAACGUGUGGCACGUCCUGGAUGUAGAAACUAAUUCUCCUGCGGCAUUGGCCGGCCUUAUUGCACAUGACGACUUCAUUGUGGGAGCUGACCAGGUGUUGCAAGAGUCAGAAGAUUUCUUCUCAUUGAUUGAAGCCAAUGAGGGGAAACCUCUGAAGCUGUUGGUUUACAACACACAAACAGAUCAAUGCAGAGAGGUGGUGGUGACUCCCAAUGGAGCCUGGGGAGGGGACGGAAGCUUAGGCUGUGGUAUCGGCUACGGCUAUCUGCACAGGAUCCCGACCCGUCCAGUUCAGCCUAACAAUGAAAGUGUUCUGCAGUCAAUAGUCGCUGGCAGCCACGAAGAGCCUCUGGCAAGUGACCACAGUGAGGUGCCUUCUGUGGGUGAAUGUAGCCCCUCUGCUGUCAGUGACACCGGCUUGAAUCAAACUGAGGAAGUUGCAAAGGAGAUGAUUGUUACCUCAACCACACCGCCAGCUGCAGACUUAGAUAUUUCCGACUUACCCGAGGCAAUGACUCCAGAUUUAUCAGACAUGGCUUCCACCAAUGACAUGGGUCAGAGCUCUAUGCUUGCUAAUUACGGAGAUGAAUCUGGUUAUCAGUGUAGCUUGGAUUCCUCGUCCGUUCUCCAGAGUCCGUCGUCUCCAGAGAAGGAAGACGAAUCGGACGUCCACAAAACCGAGCAGGAUCCCGCUGUCGACCCGAUGACUGCUUCCCCGAGCGGAGAGGCUGCAAUUGACCUUGUUGGCCUUGACGUCACCACAGAAAACCUGUGUGACACAAAUAUCCCAGAGAUGCAAGAGGCCGGCUCCGAGCCCUCAGUCUCAGCCAGCGUUGUGGAGGAGGAGGAGGAGGCGGCGGUGCCUGAACCUGCUGCGACAGACAGUUGAGACAACUGCUUCAACAGAGGAUAAGUUACUUAAACUCUUCAGCUGACUUGCAUAAAAGAUUAAGAGCACACCAUGUUAUGUGAAAAGCUCCCCCAUGCAAUUGUAAGUUGCCUUAUUGGAGAAAAAAAAGAAUUAACUUCAGAGUUUUAUUUACAUCCAAGUGCCGUUGCUGCAUGCUGAAUUGCACAUUUAAGAAAGCCAUUUGAUUGUCACAACAAUAUGAAUGUAAUCUAUAAUUUAGUUCUCAACAAGAAACAGAAGGAAGUCUGAGUUGAGUCUUAGUUGCUGUGAAGCUUCAUUAUAAUUUGCACUAAAAAGCCAGAGGUGAAUAAUGUUCGGUUUUGUUGCUGUUACUGUCGUCACCUGCUAAUUAGUAUGAAACACUGAGUGCUCGAGCUGGACUUUAUACACAUCCAUGAGCUUUUAUGUUUCACAGUUUAGGAAAUUGGGAAUUAUGUUUUUAUUUUCAUGUGGGUUGAGUUUCAGAUGAGUGAAAAGAUUUUUUAAAUCUCAGGCAUUAACCAUUUAAGCCUUUUUUCCCUUAUGUCUUGUUUUAACUAUGUGUUGGUUUGUCUUUGGUGUAAAUGAUUGAGUCAUAGGAUGCAGCUCUCUGACUUCUGUUUCUUCUCUUUAUAUAGAUUUUAAUCAGAUCAUGUGUAUGAUUUUCAUGGAUGAAUGUAAAUAUUCAAAUUAUUUAUAAAAAAUAAGAUGCUCAAGUUGAA